Molecule: messenger RNA, 576 nt
Organism: Andrographis paniculata
Lineage: Eukaryota; Viridiplantae; Streptophyta; Magnoliopsida; Lamiales; Acanthaceae
Product: classical arabinogalactan protein 10-like
Exons: 1
Coding region: 45-404 (119 amino acids)
Source: RefSeq, a predicted model, not a curated record
UUGUACCUUUUCUCUGCUUCUGUCGAUUUCUAGAUCUUUCUUCAAUGGCGAUUUCUAGGGUUUCUGCAAUGUUCAUGGUUGUGCUGCUCGUCGGAUCUGCUAUCGCUCAAUCGCCGUCCUCCGCACCAUCUCCGUCGCCGUCGCAGUCGCCGUUUCUGCCUCCGCGGAUGAAGUCUCCGACUCCGUCUCCAUCAGUAACGCCCGCACCUGCACCGAAGGAAUCUGCACCGUCGUCGCCUCGUUCUCCUCCAUCUACACCGCCUUCUGUCCUUCCUCCGUCUCCAUCGGUGGCUUCUCCGCCGUCUGAUGGCGUUCCUGCGCCCGCUCCGAGCGGCGCCGUCGUUAACAGAUUUGGUAUGGCAGUCGCCGCAGCGGGGAUCCUGGCCGUCGCUUUGAUCGCGUGAUCAACGGUCGAGAUGUUUGUUUAUGAUUUCCUGAUUUGAUGAGGCUUUACUAUCCUAGAUGAUUUUUUUAUUGUUCGCGGAUAGGCAGGGUUGAUUAGUAUAUGGAUUAUUCUCAUUACUGUAUCCAUACUUAUUUUAUUUUAUUAUUAUAUCGGCGAUUAUUCUUAUUUUA